This is a messenger RNA of Hibiscus syriacus, 1692 nucleotides long. RefSeq names its product probable inactive poly [ADP-ribose] polymerase SRO3. The transcript is spliced from 4 exons. Gene Ontology annotation, molecular function: NAD+ poly-ADP-ribosyltransferase activity. The record is from RefSeq and is a predicted model, not a curated record. NCBI's taxonomy places the organism in Eukaryota, Viridiplantae, Streptophyta, Magnoliopsida, Malvales, Malvaceae. Bases 53 to 1471 code for a protein of 472 amino acids.
UUUUGAUUUUUUUUAUUUUGUAAUUUAUAGUUUAAAAAAAACUCUACAGACGAUGGCGAAGAAUCUGGUGAAAUCCGUUGGCGUUAGGGUUACUCCUCCGCCGCCAUCAAAUUCCUCAUCGAAAAGUCCAAGUAAUCGCGUCGGUGGCGGUUGCAGCGCACGAUCUGGUGACUGGAAACGAGUUUUCUUGCAGAACAAUGCUAAUUUCGAACGAAGCGCGAUUCCGUUGCGGUUCAUGUACUUUCGUAACGAUUCGUGGAAUAAUUUCUCGGUCGGUGUUGUAGAAACACUACGAGCCGCUUUCCUGGAGCGAAAACCGAUUAUCGAAGCUUCGAUUGACGGUGCGAAGUACAUAUUUGAUUUGAAGAGGAUGUUGCAGAUUGAGUACUCGACGGGAAAUUGUCGGUCAAUUUCUUGGAUCGACGAAACUGGCAAGUGUUUUUUCCCAAGCGGUUUUUUUUGCGAAGAAGAGUUUAUGCAAUUAGAAUGUAGUGAGUGGGAUGAUAAUUGCAAUCCUAAUAUUGAGAUUAAGGUCAAGGUUGAUCAAAGCUCAUGCAAGAAAAAGCGAGAGGAACCGGAAGUGAGUUCGUCUUACGAUGCCGCCUGUGGAAAUGGAGCGAUUAAAUGUCAGCGUUUGGAAGAGGCAGGAGCUGUUAAAUGGCCCAACACGGAGAAGUUAAAAGAAACAGAGAGAGCGUAUUUGAUCAUCAAGGAUUAUUUCUUGAGCGGGAUAACAAAAGUUGAUGCUGGGGUUAGGAUUGCUGCAAUUCAUCAGUGUAAGAUGGAAGCGCAUUUUGACAAGGCUCGUUUUGAGGUUUUCCUAAAGCAGAUUGAGAUUACUAAGGCUGCAAGAGGCACUUCAAAUAUGGUUUAUGCAUGGUUUGGUGCUUCCACCAAGAUGGUGGAAAGUAUUAUGGUCCAUGGAUUUGGUUUGCCUAGUAAGAUUCCCGCAUCUGAUGUUUAUGGGAUUGGCGUGUAUUUAUCUCCGCUAGGGUUGCCACACUUGAGUGCAAAACUGGUCGAUGCCGAUGAUAACGGUUUAAAACAUCUUAUUCUGUGUCGGGUAAUAUUGGGAAAUGUUGAAAAAGUGGAAGCUGGAUCGGAACAGUAUCUCCCAUCUAGUGUGGAUUUUGACACUGGUUCUGAUGAUCCCAUGAACCCAAAGUGGUAUGUAGUAUGGUCAAGUAUUGCAAACAUGCAUGUUCUUCCUGAGUCUGUUGCGAGUUUCAGACCUUCUUGUAACAUGCAAGGUCAAGCGAGGCCAGCUAUGGAUGUCAAGUAUUCCCUGGACAAAUUGUUUUUGAAGAUUAAGGAUUCUCUUCCUCCUGUCAAAGUCCAGGAAAUAUUAACUGCGUACAGCACAUAUAAGGCUGGAAUCAUAGCCAAGGAUGCUUUUACAAGGAAAUUACGUGAGGUUGCAGGGGAUGAGGUUCUGAGAUCUGCAAUUCAGGAGAUCAAUGCUUCUGGAUGAUUUGAAAGUGUUGGAAUUGUCUGGAUUACAUUAUUUAUUUUGAUACUUUUUUUGAGAGGAGAAAAAAAACAAAUGUAAUUGUUACCCUCACAACUAGUAUAGGAAACCGUUAAACAACAAAAAUUCUUCUCAGUUAUUUAUUUAUUAGGAGGGGUUUGGAGUUCCUUUUUGUUUUAUAACUCAGUACAUGUAGCAAUCAUGAUUCAAGAAAUUAAAAAGUU